AUGGCGGUCGGUAAAAUGAGAAGAGCACCAGAUAGUGGCGUUUCAAACGCCGUGUCAACUAUAAUUGAACACCAAAAGUUCAAGAAAAUGUUGGUUUUCGGACUCAGAUCACUCUCUGAUUUGUGUAAUCCAUCCAAUCAGUUGUACGUAGAAAAUGCCCUCGAAGCGCUUGAAAGGAACGUAGUAAAAGGUAUUUUAACGGCAGUGGAGAACUUUGGAGAUGAUGAAGAUUUGGUAUUGUGUUCAACCACAAUCAUGUCUACUAUGUCACAGGGCUGCGUUGAAUAUAGGGAAGACGAGAAACUCCUGAAGAAGCUUGUGAAUGAAGGAGGAGUUGACGUUGUCCAAAAGGCUUUGGAAAGAGCACCCCAAGAUGAAGAUGUUCUUGAAAACUGCCUCAAGUUUUUGGAAAACUUAUCAAAUCUAGGAGGGCUUGGUAAAAGAGGACCUGAGUUUGUUCCCCACGUUUGCAAGUGUAUGGAGGUUGUGAAAUCUUAUCGAGUUGCGAACAGGCUCGUAGUGUGUCUUUCUAACCUCACGGAUCAAAAUGAGUCUUGUUUAGCCUUGAAAAAUAGCCAAGGUGUUCAGCCAUUGCUUGACUUGUGCCUCAAAUUCACCAACCAAGAUAAAAGUACAGGCCUGGUUGAAAGUUGCUUUAAGACCCUCGUGGCUCUUAGCCAGCUGAAGCUUGUGGAUGAGUCUAACUUGCAGAGUGUUAUUAACCUUGUGGAGUGUUGUAAGGAUUCGAAGGUUGUUCUGAGCAGAGCGAGCGAAGUAAUAAAGUCUGUAGUUGAUACCGAAAAGUUGCAGAACAGUUUAAAGGUGCUUGAGAAAAAUCAGUACGACAGCCCAGAGUACAAGGUGGCUGUGAAUACACUGAGGUCACUUUCCUACAUUUCAACAUUAUCUGAUGAAUUGGCUAAAAAGGGCGUUAUUCCAAUUCUUCUAAAGCUAUUAUCAGACAGCAGUGAAAAGCUUGGUUCUGGGGAUGCAAAACCAGGAGCCUCUGCUGAACAGCUGGCUGAGGUGGUAUUUGGAACCUCUAGAAUGCUAGCCUCGAUUUCCUCAAGUAAUUCUGAAUAUGGUCAGCAAGUGUUAUCUAACAAAGGUCUUGAUGUUUUGGUGCGGGCACUUUCACAGAGUACCCAGCACCCGCGAUCAGUUGUAGGUUUAUCUUUUGCGCUUGUUCAACUUUUAAAACAUGAACCUAAGUCCUUUGGAAGCGCUGUGUCAGUUGCCCUUCCAAUCCUAUAUCAGUUGUCUGAAGAUGAGGCCGUUUCUCAAGCUUUGGUUGAGUUUUUGUUGGCAUGUAGUCAGUACUCUGAGCUAGAGUCUGUUUUUAUCCAGAACAAGGUGUUAGAGAUUUUGAGCACUUGCUGCCAGUACCACACUUCAAACCUAGCUUAUCAGUUCAAUGUGGUUUCAAUCCUAAACAGAUUUAGCCGUUUCAUCGAAAAUUUAAAGCUGAUCCACGAGUACGGAGGAUUGCAGGGCAUAACAUUUGCUCUAGAACAGAAUUACAAGGACCUGAAGUAUUGUUUAGAGGUUUUAAAUUUUAUAUCUGCUCUGGCCUCUACUUCAAAUUCACAAAAGUAUUUGACCACCGGAGACUAUUUAAUUGCCGACGUUAUCCUUGAACUUAUGCUACACUAUAGAGACAAUGAUGCUGUGAUUGACUUAUCAGUUAAGAUUUUGGAUCUUGUGUUGGAAGAGAAGGACGUUGAAAAGUAUGCUAAACGGUUAAAUACCGCUAUGCCAAACUCUGUAAAGGAUCCUGAAGGCACAUUUAAAGCAUUGGCAGCACUUACUGGUGUUCACAAGAUAUCAAGAUUACGUCCCCUUUUGUCAAAGUAUAACCCUUUGAACGGCGUUUUGAGUGCAGUUACUGGAUGGCUAGAUCACAACGGAGACCCUGAGUGGGUCAGGCAGAGGACUAACCUGACAAGGGCAGCCCUAUCCCUUGUUGUGGUCUGCCAGACUAAGGAGGAAAUUCAAGAAACGCUGUUUACGGUGAGUGAGUUGGCAUGUGUUUAUCAGGUUAAGAAGGUAAUUGACCUUGAACAGUCAGACGAUAACUUUUUGCUCCACUGCACUGGAGCUAUCGUUGUAUUGUGUGGCAUUGAUAGAACCUACGACGAGGCUGAGAUGCAAGAAUCUGUGGAGUGUGUUUCGAAGGUAAUGAAACGUCAUCAGGACGUUCGUCAGGCCCAGGCAUCGCUUUUGGAGGCACUAAACAGACUAAUGGAACAGUCCGACAAGCUUUUCUUAUCAGCUAUGUUAAACACUGGAUGUUUGGGCUUAAUUGUAAAGUAUUUGAGCACUGUUCCAGUGUAUUUAAAUUUACAGAUUUUGGGAAUUGGGCUCAUUCAUAAAUGUUCACAACUGGACCCUCAGGUGGUUGAGUUCCUAAAAACCUCAAACUGUUUCCAGCUUCUAAGGACCGUUAAUCGUACUCACACUAAAAACAAGAAGCUUAAGGCAAUUGUAGGUUCUCUGUUAUCACUUUUGAUGCCAGCAGAUGCCUUGGAGUCUGAGUUGGAUCAGCUUCUUAAAGAUUUGGUAAACUAUGUUGCAGAAAAGGAUGCAGAGGGAGUUAACACCUGCCUCGUUUCAAUUAACCAACUUCUCGUAUCAAAGGAAGCUGUAAAGGCCGCAGUUAUGCUAAAUAUUUAUUCCCCGGUCAAGAAAGCACUUGAUUGGACACUUGCAAACCCCAACCAAUACAAUGGUGAGGAAAAUAUAUUUGAGCCCACUUUGGCUGAGUUUUCACUAUUGGGUCUUAACAUGCUGGUCAGUAGGAUGGGACUUGUAUAUGCCACUAAAAAUUCAUUUACGAAGUUUUUUCUCACACUAUUCACUUGCUUAACUGCCAAUUCUAAAGUGAUGAUGGAGGAUGGAGUGGUAUCCAAUUUGGACGGCUUGGUGUUGUUGUUUCGUCAUGAUGUAACAAAUAUAGACGAGGCUUUGAAGGAGGAUUUGUUGGCUAAGUUAUCUGGAUGCUUCACUAGGAUUUUGAAUAGUCCUGCUGUGGUUUCGUCAGUGUGUAGGUGUUUGGGUUCGAUGUGUGCGACCCCCGGAAAGUUAGACAAACUUUUGAAUAACUCUAACUUUUCCAAGUUUUGCAAUUAUCUAGUCGAUAACCUUUCAUCACCCCAAAAUACAGGUUCUAUGGAGAAAGAAAAGGUGGUGGAGACCACAUUGGUGGCUCUUAAUGAGUUGCUCAGUACAAAGUACCAGAUACUAAUUGACUACUUUGACAAGAACACGAAGAUUGUAUCAUCUUUGGUAGGGCUUUUGGAGGAGUAUUACAAAACGUAUGAGAUUGUCGUUCUUGCCUCAAAUCUCCUUUCAUAUUUUGACAAGCGUGUUGUGUUAUCCAGACUUUCUAAUCUUUCGUCAUUUUUGGAAACGGUUUCCAAGACACUUCUUUACAACAAGGCGGACGUUGGUACAGUGAUUGCUCUUCUCACCCUCCUAGUUCAUUUGCUAGAUGACACUAAUAAGGAAGAGUUUAAGAAGACUAGCGUCGUUGAGAAUAUCUCAACUGUGAUGCUGAUGCACCUGGAGAAUGAUGAGGUGAGCAGAUUGGGAGGGAUUUUGUUUUCACUUCUAGGUGCUGAGUGCCAGAUUUCAGCCCUAAUGAAGAACGUGAUUCAGAUUGUUCAGGCUAAGGAGGAAAACAUGGGCCAGAAGGUGGACAAGUUAUGUCUGAUGUUGGCGAUGUAUUUGUCGAGUGAAUUGAAGGAGCGUUCUGAAGCUCUGAAGCACACUGAGCCAUUUCUCUCUAGUCUUAACGAUUGUGUUUCCUUUUUGGCUGACAACAGUAACCUUUUGUCGAGCACGUGCUGCGUUUCACGGAGGCUCUGUGAUUCUGCAUUUGAGGACCACGAAGAUCCCUUUGGCGCAUGGGCCGUUGCCAGCAGCUCCAACAUGGCCCAGAUUUCAUCUCUGGUAAAGACCGAGUAUGGGUAUAGUAACCUGAAGUUUCUGGUUCACGCCUUUAGAGUUUUCACUGCAUGUGUUUACAAUGGUUACACCUCAGAUACCAUGCUCGGUGAGGCACCUGGCCUUAUGGUCAGGACUGUUCAGGUUCUUGAACGUUACAAGGAGAAUUCGGAACUGGUUUUUAAUGUGUUGGAGUAUUGUAUGUAUUUGGCUAAUGCCACAGGAUCUGAUCCGGCUAGUACGACCCCUGGAGUCCAGGUACUCUUAGAGAAUUUCGGGAACCCGGUUGAUUUAAUUACCAGUGCGCUCACGGUUAAUAAAAACAACGAAUUUUUACUUGUAAUAGGUUUUAACCUUUUGGCUAAGCUCGUUUCAAGCACCAAAACCCUCGACGCUAAUCAGGUUUCAAGCAGCGUCGAAACCUGUCUUAAACUGACAAAAACCGUUUCAACCAAGGGGGAUACCGUUGACAAAAAGUUGCCCCAAAAUAGCUCUCAUCUGGGCAAAAAUCUAAUGGAUUCAUAUGUUCGUUACUUUAACGCUGCGUAUAUGAAUGGUUAUUUGGAUAAUUACAUGAGUGGAGAUGUUGUGUCUAACAUGGUGAUGAUGUUUGAGGGUAGUAAUUUCGAGGGUCUGAGCCCUGUACAGUUUGCUCUCUUUGUAUUAAACUCAGCGACAGCGGGUGAGAUGGCACAGCUUGAGCGUUUGGGUGUUGUUCAGAAGCUGAUUGGUUUGUUUGAAGGUCUUUUGCAGAAUAACAAGGCUUUGAACAAGGAUGAACUUUUACAGCUUUUUUCUGGCCUUUCGGAUGCUGUAAAGAGGGACGCUAUUAAGGCGGUUUUGGUGUUCAAGGAGAUUUUCCCAAAACUUAAGGGUAAUGAAGUACUUACUAGUGACGCUGAGGUUGUUUCACUGCUUUUGAACACUCUGAUUGCUGCUGCCGAGGUAAAGGGAGUUGGAAGCCUUUUACACUCUAUAGACCAGUUUGUGAAAUAUUUAGACCUUGUUUCAAAUCUCUCUCCUGACCUUGUAACUAAAUUGAAGACCUUGAUCAAGAAGGAUUUACCCAAGAAGAAGACAUGUGAGACUGUAUAUGAAAAUUUGACUGAACUAACAAACUCUGGUUCCAGCGAUGAGUCUGUAAGUUCAGACUAUUCUAGUGUCACAUUGGAGAAUGCCUUGAUGAUGGAAGAUUUUCGUUUUGUGUCUGACUUGUUGUUGAAGUAUAAUGGUAAAACUCAGAAGUCUGGUGACCCAGAGUGCAGAGACUUUGGGUUUGGGUUUAAAUGUGUGGAUGUAUGGUCUCGCUGUGAAGGAAAUCCUAACGUAAUGGCAAAAUCUGGAUUAUCUGCAUUACUUAUUUCGGCGUUGGCUAAACAGUCUGACUUGGUCUUGACGGAUGCUCUUUUGGUGUCUAUAUGCAGCUGCUGCCGGCAGAAGGAUUUGCUCCUUUCGUUUGUAUCUAAUAAAGAUCUGGUUCCAAAUGCCGAUGCCUUUCUGGCGAAGGCGUACCAGAAGCGUCUGGUAACCACUGGCGCUGACCCUAGUAUUAACAUUGAGGCUGCGUACGAGAAUGUCCUUUUCAACGCUAUGCUUCUCAUUGACCUUACAGCAGUCAACCGCAAGGUUUAUCUCAAGAGUAACGUUAUCCCGAGUCUCAUGGAGGUAUGGAGCCUCCACGACCAAAACAAGUAUUCCUCAACCAAGAUUCUGCGUCAGGUUUUCCGAACUCUCCGCAAAAUUGUCUCGGAUCAAAACGUCCAACUCAUGGUCAAAUGCAAACUAGUACAAAGGGUCAAUAAAGUCUUUUCUCAACUCACCACAGAAAGUAAGGGAGGUUCGGUAUCUAGUGUGAAUGAGGGUUUGAUACCUGAUGCUCUAUUUUUGAUUGGAAGUAUGGCAAUAAUUUUGGAGAUUAAAGAGGAGAUUUGUAACGUACAGCUUCUGGAGAAGAUUGUGACUGUGUUGGUUCGUUACGUAAAAUCUGGUUCGAGUAGCGCUAUUGUAACUAACUGUUGUCUAGCGCUGGCAAACAUUUGCGUUGAUUUUAAGACCGCCUCUGACAAGUUUUGUUCACUCAAUGGGCCGCGUUUGAACCUUGAUGUUUUUGUAAACUUUAAGUCAAACUUCGAGGUUGCUAAUGGUUCCUCAAUCCUACUCUGCAACUUACUGUACAAGAACGACAAGCUCAAGGAGCUCUACGGGAAAAAUGGUACCCCUUCUGCACUGGUUGAAUGUUUGAUGAACUUUGUCGGAUCUACAGAGCCCACUAGUCUUAGGUGUCUCCAGUCACUCUUCAAGGCUAUUUCAAACCUCGGACUCUACACCAAAAACCUUCAGUAUUUUAUGGAGGCUCAUAUCGAAUCACCGUUUAAAAAGUGGUUAAACAAAGUUUCACACACCAAAGACUAUGAUGUGGAAUUGGUUAAGGUUGGAUUGAAUUGUUUGAGUAAUUUGGUGGUUGAGAAUAACGGAGAUUACAUGAGAAGUUUCGGAGUAAUUUUGGAGGAUUUGGUGGGCAUGUUGAACUUAGAGUUUGGAGAUGGGAAGGUGGUGUUUUUGGUUUUGGAUGUACUUAACAACUUAUGCAGGAGCAAGGAAAAUGCAGGUCGGUUUGUGGACCUUGAAGGUGUGUUUGCGACUGUGAAGAACAUGCGAAGACUGAGCUACGACGUUGAGGUGCUUGUUACGGGUAUUCACCUCUUUAGGCACAUGGCCUAUGGGAAUGGAGCCGUUAAGCUGCUUGAAGUUGACAUUUUCUCAUUUCUGCUUGACAUUUUGGUACAGGCAAACGAGCUCAACGAUGUAGUAAUUAGCAGCCUCAGGUGCCUUCGCAGGCUCGUCCAUAGCCCUGAAAUGGUCUACCUUCUCUGCUCUCAGGACGGACUUGAUACCGUCAUCAAGUGUAGCACCCGCAUGAAGGACCAGAGCAGCGUUCUCGUAGAGUCAAUUAGACUCAUUCUCGGAAUGCUCUACUACACUGACCCCUACACUGGAGGUGUUUCCUCCACAAAACAAAGUGACUCAGAUGAAAGUACUGGUCUGAGUGACGGGGAAUCAGAUUAUGGAUGGGAGAAUAUAGGUAUGACUGCGACUAGCAUAGUGGAGGUGAUUAAAUUUAGUUGCUAUGUGGCUUCUCUGGAAUCAUGUCUGAAAAUGUCUAGGCUACAAUCUUCGGUAGUCUCUUUGUGCGUGUACUUUAUGUCUUGUGGCCUUUGUGGUGAGGAGCUUGCUAUGAACGGCUUCUCGUUGGUACUCGAGAAUUUCAUCUCGAGUUUCUGCCUAACUGCUCCGAACCUCGCUUUACUUGCCAUCUCAGCACUCGAGGCCAGCUUCAACUACCCUCCUGAUCUCCGCAACAGCAUACUCACCAAACCAAUUCAGAAGAAGCUGCGAGAUCUCACACUUGUGGUCACCGAUAAACAAUCCAAAGCUAAGUUAACCAAGCUGCUCGAGCACGUUUCAAACAACACAAGCCCAUCUGUUAUUGGAAAAUUUGACUUGGGUCUGAGUGAGUGGAAUGUGGACCCAUAUCCGAAUGGUGUUCAUGAUUUACCCGAAUCAAUGAAGGAGAUGCUCAGGAACGGGGGAAAGUUUCAGCUUAUUACUGAGGGUGAAGAGGAGUUUAAGAGGCGUUUGAGGCGAGGAAAGGAAUUUGAGUACUCGUGGAGGUCGAGUCAGGAUCUUCUCACUCUCGAGUGGAUGCACGACGGACUCCAGGAGAAGAACAAAGUUGCCUUUAUGCGCGUCCGGAACAUUGCCAGGGGACUCAAACACGAUCUCCUUGUCAAGGCCAAUCAAAAGGAUUACAAACGCGUCUCGAACACCAACACCCUUGUGCUCCUCGGCUCCUCUACUGAGGAGUUUCCUCAAGGCUUUGCACUUCCUAUGGUCUUUAAAAACAAUCAUGAACGUGAAGCUGUAGCUGAAGCAUUUAUACAGUGGCGUGAUGCUUCCUCAUUUAACUGA
Molecule: messenger RNA, 7914 nt
Organism: Theileria annulata
Lineage: Eukaryota; Apicomplexa; Aconoidasida; Piroplasmida; Theileriidae
Exons: 6
Coding region: 1-7914 (2637 amino acids)
Molecular function (GO): protein binding
Source: RefSeq, a predicted model, not a curated record